GGCAGCCCACUGUGGCUGUCACACUGGAGUACACAAUGCUGCUACACCGUUAGAAAUGUGCUUUUAAAUUAGUCUUAUGAUCGUACGGUCUUUUUCGAUGGGAAAAUAUACUCAGCAUGCAAUCAAAAGUUAUACAAUUGAUUGUUUUUGCGGAAUAACAUGUAAGUAAACUGCUAGAGAUGAUGAUGCAUUUGUCUCUAUGUAGAAGUAAAGGGCUCUUCCUGCCCUUUAUCAAACACUGUCCUGAUAUGAAAGUAUUCCGCAUUAAACGGAGAUCAGAGGGAAUCGUGAGCACCUGCACUGUGAUCAGACACAGGUGGAUGAAAAGGGCCUGUUUAAGCGUCAGUCCUGUCAGAGAGUUCAGCUCAAAUGCAACUGAGAAGGAGAGUAUGGACAUGUCAAAGUUUCCAGUGGAAAGAAUUCGGAACUUCAGCAUUAUUGCUCAUAUCGAUCACGGCAAGAGCACUUUAGCAGACAGACUGCUGGAGAUCACAGGUGCCAUUGUGAAGUCAGUGAAUAACAAGCAGGUGUUGGAUAAACUGCAGGUGGAGAGAGAGAGAGGAAUCACUGUGAAAGCACAGACUGCCUCGCUCUUCUAUCAGUAUGAGGGCCAGACGUACCUGCUCAAUCUCAUCGACACACCGGGUCACGUUGACUUCAGCUAUGAGGUAUCCCGGUCCAUUUCUGCUUGCCAAGGAGUUCUGCUGAUUGUCGAUGCAAAUCAGGGGAUUCAAGCGCAAACAGUCGCCAAUUUCUAUCUGGCAUUUGAGGCUCAACUAAAGAUCAUCCCUGUUAUAAACAAGAUUGAUUUGAAAAAUGCUGACCCAGAGAGAGUGGAGAAACAGAUUGAAAAAGUCUUCGAUAUCCCAAAGGAGGAGUGUAUCAGGAUCUCUGCAAAACUGGGCACUAAUGUGGAGCAAGUUCUGCAGGAGGUGGUGAAACGGAUCCCACAUCCAGUGGCGCGAGUGGCCGAUCCGUUUAAGGCUCUGGUCUUUGACUCUACCUUCGACCAUUAUAGAGGAGUGGUGGCCAAUAUCGCUCUAUUUGGUGGACGUGUGUCCAGAGGAGACAAGAUCGUCUCCACCCACCUGGGAAAGAUGUAUGAGGUCAACGAGCUGGGCAUUCUGAGACCAGAUGAACACCCAACAGAGACGCUCUAUGCCGGACAGGUGGGUUAUGUGGUCGCUGGGAUGAAGGAGGUGAAGGAGGCACAGAUUGGAGACACUCUUUACCUCCACAAACAGCCUGUGGAGGCGUUGCCAGGGUUUAAACCGGCUAAAGCCAUGGUCUUCGCAGGCAUGUAUCCUAUGGACCAAUCAGAAUACACAGCCCUGCGCAGCGCUGUGGAGAAACUAGUGCUGAACGACUCCAGUGUGACGGUACAGAGGGACAGCAGCCUGGCUCUGGGAGCUGGAUGGAGGCUGGGGUUUCUAGGUUUGCUGCAUAUGGAGGUGUUUAACCAGCGGUUAGAGCAGGAGUACAAUGCGUCUGUUAUCGUAACCGCUCCGACUGUGCCAUACAAGGCUGUGCUGGCAUCUGCUAAACUCAUAAAGGAGCACGGUGAGGAGGUGAUCACCAUCAUCAACCCUGCGCAGUUCCCAGAUAGAUCACAGGUGCUGGAGUAUCUGGAACCCAUGGUGAUUGGAACAAUCAUCGCUCCACAUGACUUCAUUGGGAAGAUCAUGAGCCUUUGUCAGAGCCGCAGAGCCAUUCAGAAGAACAUGUUGUACAUCGAUGAUAAUCGAGUGAUGAUGAAAUACGUCUUUCCUCUAAACGAGAUUGUGGUGGACUUUUACGACCAGCUAAAAUCCAUGUCAUCAGGAUACGCCAGUUUUGAUUACGAGGACGCUGGUUAUGAGGCAGCUGAGCUCAUACGAAUCGACUUCCUGCUCAAUGGACGACCCGUAGAGGAACUUGCCACUAUCGUUCACAAAGAGAGAGCGUACAGUGUGGGCAAAUCCAUAUGUGAGAGACUGAAGGAUUCCAUCCCGAGACAGAUGUUUGAGAUCGCUGUGCAGGCCGCCAUCGGAAGCAAAGUCAUCGCUAGAGAAACGAUCAAAGCAUACCGAAAGAAUGUUCUGGCAAAAUGUUAUGGUGGCGACAUUACAAGAAAAAUGAAACUAUUGAAGAAGCAGGCAGAAGGAAAGAAGAAAAUGCGGCGCAUUGGAAACAUUGACAUCCCGAAAGACACCUUCAUGAAUGUACUUAAACGGAAGUAGUUUCCUCUGGAACUUCACCAUAAAAAUCAUACAAAUCUAGGGUUUCUUUAGGGUGAUUUGUAAAUAUGAGAUUGGAAGUGUAUGGUGAUUGAUUUAGAUAUGUUAUUAAAGAUGAUGGAACUGAGUGAUAUUAUUCUGGGUACUUAAAGCAGGUUGGAUUAAUUAGUCUUCAUUAUGCUGAAACGAUUCUGCAGUUCUCCCAGGAGCAGAGUCAGACUGCUUGCUAAGUGUUUUCAUUGGAAACAUUCAUUCUGAGUGGACGCAGAAGUAUUUGGCUGCACUGUUUUCCUUUGAAGACAUUUGUUAUUCCACUUUCAGGUAGUCAGAGGGUGAGUUAUAGUGGUUGUGAAUAUCAGGUUCGAUAAAGGUUGAGUUUGCUGAAGGAUUUCUAAAUGUCUGAGCUUUUGAAACUGAGCAGAAAUCACACUUUGGCUUGUCUGCUGAGUCUCGUGCAACUUGUCGCAACGUGUCACAUUUCAACCCCCUAAAAAAAUAUUUUCAUGACAAUUAAGCAUUGUCGUAAAAUAUGAAGAAAUACAAUCUUUGUUUUAAGUUGGGUUUAUAAAUAAAUAAAUAAAAAAACGUAUGUAUAGAUUUGUUUAAAUAAUGAAUUUAAAAAUGUCAAGUGGUGAAACCAUGAAGUGAAAGUUAUUUUAAAAUAUUUAUUAAAAAGUUGACUUAAGUAAAUACAAAAAUGCACGUGAGUGAACAAUAUUUAAUUUAGGAACACCUGUAAUCUACAUAUUCAUGUGAUUAUCUAAUCGGCCAGUCAUGUGGCAGCUGUGCAAUAAAACCAU
Messenger RNA from Xyrauchen texanus (razorback sucker), 3016 nucleotides. It is a transcript of the gene guf1, whose product is annotated as GTP binding elongation factor GUF1. Gene Ontology annotation, molecular function: GTPase activity; GTP binding; mitochondrial ribosome binding. NCBI's taxonomy places the organism in Eukaryota, Metazoa, Chordata, Actinopteri, Cypriniformes, Catostomidae. The transcript is spliced from 17 exons. Gene Ontology annotation, cellular component: mitochondrion. Gene Ontology annotation, biological process: positive regulation of translation. Bases 180 to 2219 code for a protein of 679 amino acids. The record is from RefSeq and is a predicted model, not a curated record.